Kazachstania africana CBS 2517 is the source of this 939-nucleotide messenger RNA. RefSeq names its product Rlp7p (gene RLP7). The record is from RefSeq and is a predicted model, not a curated record. The transcript has a single exon. The coding region runs from base 1 to 939 and encodes 312 amino acids. Gene Ontology annotation, molecular function: RNA binding; structural constituent of ribosome. Gene Ontology annotation, biological process: maturation of LSU-rRNA from tricistronic rRNA transcript (SSU-rRNA, 5.8S rRNA, LSU-rRNA). NCBI's taxonomy places the organism in Eukaryota, Fungi, Ascomycota, Saccharomycetes, Saccharomycetales, Saccharomycetaceae. Gene Ontology annotation, cellular component: cytosolic large ribosomal subunit.
AUGGAUUCCAAAGAGGUAUUGAACUCAAACCCAGAGGUUUUGUUGCGUAAGAGAAGAAACGCUGACAGGAUAAGGAUCGAGAAACAGCAACUAUCUAAGCAAAGACAAGAUACAAACAGAAAGAAUCAGACCAAGAAUAAGAAAAGAUUCGUUAGAAUCGAAAAUAUCGUUUCUAAAACGUUGGCUACCACCAGAGAAAAGGAAAGAAUCAAGAGAGUUUCCAAAUUAGAACUGAAAAAAUCAAAGAAUGAAAUUGAUCAUCUUCCAUCUGAAAAAGAUUACAUCUUAAAAGUUAGUGAAAACAGUGUCGAAAAUGAUAAUGAUGAUGAAGAAGAAGAAGAAGAAGAAGAAGAAGAAGAAGAUGCUUUGGUCACCGAAAAAAUUGAGUACGAUGGUAAAUCGACUUUAUUAUUUGUUAUCAGAAUUAAAGGUCCGAAUUUAGUCAACUUACCACACAAAGUUAACAAAAUUUUAACUACUUUAAGAUUAGAUGAAAUCAACACAGGUGUCUUCAUCAAAUUAACUAAAUCAGUGUACCCGCUAUUGAAGCUCAUCUCUCCUUACGUUGUCAUCGGUCAACCUUCUUUAUCCACAAUUCGUUCUCUCAUUCAAAAGAGAAGUAAAAUAGUCUAUAACGGUUCUGAAAUUAUAUUAAACGAUAAUAACAUAGUAGAAGAAAAAUUAGGUGAAUCCGGCAUCAUUUGUAUCGAAGAUAUGAUCCAUGAAAUUAAAUCCAUGGGUGAAUCAUUCCAAACCGUCACUCAUUUCCUAUUACCUUUCAAGUUAAACAAUGAAGUGUCAGGUUUCAACGCUUUAAAUAAAUUGAAAAGACUACAAGCAAGAGAAAAUGACUCCAAAUUGAAAAAAUUGGUUUCAAAUUCUUCAAUCGCCCCAGUUAUUCAAGUCGAUAUCGACAACUUAAUUGCAAGAUUAAAUUAA